Schistocerca nitens (vagrant locust) is the source of this 1176-nucleotide messenger RNA. Its product is annotated as TIMELESS-interacting protein. The transcript has 6 exons. The record is from RefSeq and is a predicted model, not a curated record. Bases 156 to 1106 code for a protein of 316 amino acids. NCBI's taxonomy places the organism in Eukaryota, Metazoa, Arthropoda, Insecta, Orthoptera, Acrididae. Gene Ontology annotation, cellular component: nucleus; replication fork protection complex. Gene Ontology annotation, molecular function: DNA binding. Gene Ontology annotation, biological process: replication fork arrest; replication fork processing; DNA replication checkpoint signaling.
AUAGGGAUUUUGGGUACUGAUAUAGUGCCUGCCAGUAUAGAGUAAAAUCUUGUAAUUGUCGUUCUCUAUAUUGCUUAUCUUUGACACUAGUUUCGCGCGCUUUUUCUACAACAAACAAGUUACGAGGGACUGCUGUGUUGCAGGAAAAUUAAAAUAUGUCUUCAAGUGUCUAUGAUGAUGAUGAUUUACUGGGUGAUCCAACAACUAUUGAAGAAAUAGUAGAAGUUGAAUUAGAGGAACAGGAAGAAGCAGAAGGCAGUGAUAAUGAUCAAAAUCAUGUGGAGGAUGGCCAUGCUGAGACUGAAGAGAAUCCUCUGCCAGAGCUUCAAACUGCACCAGAAGGAGUACCAGUUGACCCAAAGAAGAAACGAGUUGUUAAAAAUCCACAACCAAAAUUAAAUCCUGUAAGGCUUAUGGGCCCACGUGGGAUCGCAGUGCUUGAAGAUACAUUUAAAGAUUUCCAGUUCAGUGGUAAAGGUUUUGAAAAAUCAGAUUUGAAUCAGUUGAUGAAACGACUUGAACAUUGGGCUCACAGACUGUUUCCAAAAUUCACUUUUGACGAUUGUCUGCAGAAAAUAGAAACUUUAGGCCACAAAAAGGAAGUGAAGACGUAUGUGAAGAGACUUAGGAUGGGUCUUGUCAAUGAGGUUGAACCAGCCUCACUUUGUGAUGAGGUUAACGAAAAGGAAGAGCAGAUUGAUGAACCAAUUGAUGCUUUUGAUGCUCUUAUUGGCCAGCAAUUAUCUUUAAGUCAUGUGUCUCAGGCUCACAUGGCACAUCAGAAUGCUUCACAUUCUUCAGCACAGCCUCAGACGCAGUCAGUAGUCAAGACACUUACAGAAGAACAAAAAGAACGUAUGCGACGUAAUAGACUUAUUGCAGAACAGAGAAAAUUAGAGAGACUUAAGGCACAACAGAUGGCCAGCUUAAAUGAUAUACCAGAAGCUACACAGGAUUAUAACUCUUCCUCAAAUGAUAAUUUGAAUCCACAAAAUACAAAUGAUGCAGUGAUUUCUACUGAGACUGAAACAAGUGCAGCAAGUCAAAACAGUGCUAAUAUUAAUCAAACAGACAACAUGAUGGAACUGGAUUUGCAAUCAAGUUAAUUUGUCUGCUUAUUUUAUAACUAAAAUUCAUAAGGAACAAAUACAAUUAUUUUUGCAUAAUGCGUAAAAA